AUUGUCCGUUCGGUCGUCGGCAAAUGUUGUGGUCGUUGUUUAUUAAAAAUAUUGUCGUUCGUCUCUUCAUAUAAUACGCCCGUCGUCUCGGAAGUCCGCCGCACUCUCACUGCAUAUUAUUGAUAAUGUAAUAUAACGAUGGACUGUAACGCGUAUGACGAUAUGCAGAGCUAUAUUACGAUAUUAUAUUCUCGAGGAAACGACAGUUAUCGCUAUUAUUAUUCACCCGCCGACGGCCACGGUCCAGUAUAGUUGGUGAUUGCUUGCACAGUUCUCCGUUCGAGAUGGGCAGCGGCCUGUGCAGGAGUAGAGCAGACGAAAGACCGGCGAGGGCUGUACGACGGGGGUUCGACGGGUUGUGCCGGAAGAUAGUUUUCAAUUACUCUAAACAGUGGACGCGUUAUUCAGUCAAACACAAGAGGAGUGAAAAAAAAAAUACCAAACACAAUAAGAGCAGAAGGAAGAAACCGAUCAUCAGCGGACCGUUUCCGGCAGAUCCGGACCGACUGCAAGGCGAAAAGUGGCAGUACGUGAUACUGACGCGGUUGGACACGGAACCGCCGCCCGAACGACCGCCGCGAACCAAGCGCUGCCGCCGGCAGGAGACGGCGAUCAGUGGCGUCAGUGGCAUCGUCCGUUGGGGAUCGGAGCGGCGGCGGCGGCGGCAGCGGCAGACGACGCCGCCUCGGAGUCUCUCCGCCGACGAGCCGACGGAACCGGUGGCGUCCGGACGGGUCGACGUUGGCGGUGGCGGCGGCGGAACGGUCGAAAGAGCGGCGAAAAAGAAAGCGUCGCCGGCUUUCGACGAGGCCGUCGUAAAGACUUCGAUGUGGGUCGUUUUGUGGUCGGGCGCCGUCGUCGCCGGUCGGACGUACGCUGCCCGACAAAUCGGUUUGCUCAAGUCCAUCUCCCGCGCCCAUGCGAUGGCCAACGAUUUGACGUCGUAACAUUAACAGAUCGGCGGCGGUGCACGCGGAAAAUAACCGCGGUUAAGGUGCCUCGGUACUGCCGUUAACCUUAGCUGAAAAGACCUCAAGUUUUGACAAAAUCUAAGUUAGUUGACGUUGUCCGGUCUUUAUUGUGAAAAAAAAAUUUGAACUCGACAGAAAAUUGUCUAUAGAUCGAACGGAACGCAUUGUAAAGAUUAAAUCUUAUAUAUUAUUGUGAACUGUAAUUUAAAACUUGAAAGUAUACAUUUUUUCAAAUUAUAAUUAAUAUUAUUAACAAAAAGUAUUUUGUACGACUUAUAGACGAUAUUCUGCUGGAUUCAAAUAUUGUUUCAAAAAUUAAAAUCAGACAACGUUAAUUAACUUUAAUUUUGUCAAAACAAUAAGACGUAAGAUUUUGUAAGAUUAAUGUGAUAUAGUAAAUUCGAUAUUCUUAUCGAUUUGUUGACAUGUGCAUGCGAGUUCGAGAGUCGUACUGUAAUUGAAUAUCAUUCACACUAAUAAUCAUUUACAACUAACUAAUAGAUCCCGGGCGGCUAAGAUGAGAUCAGAAAAUGCCUAAUGGUUGCCCUUUAAAUAAUAGCCCAUAGCGAGGCCCAAUAAAGAUAUAAUUAUAUUUAUUAUAUCUUUAGUCGUGGUAAUAACCGAAUGUUUAUGGUAUAUUUAUAGUGAUAAUAAUACUGCAGGCUAUCGAUACAUCGUACACCACCCACACAGACAAUAUACUAUUACAAUCAUAAUAUUAUAUUAUUAUGCAAUCUAUAGGUACUGUAAUUGACUUUUCCGAAAGCCACUGCGGAAAAUCCUAUUUUGUUUUAUAUUUAAUAUCACAAUAUUGUCUUUAUUGACGAAUCGCGUGAGACCAUAAUACAUAACGAAAUCUAGUGGUUGAUUCUAUUCAGAUUUCCAAGUCCCACCAUAAACUAUAAGUUAAACCAGCAUGCGAAAAUACGUCCGAUGUUAAUUUGAUUGUCUGUAGAUAAUCAGAUCUAACCACAGGUUGUGCUAAGUGCUUCGCAUUACUAUUGUAUACAAUUAUAUUAUACAGUAUAGUUGGGGGGUGUGCAUCAUAGAGUAAGAUAUAUUAUGGUGUACAUGGCAAAACAAGAAUAAAUGCCUUACAUAGCCUAUUAUUACUUAUUUCAUUAUAUUUUGGUUUCAAAACUCAAACUAUAGGUUUGACAUUUGAAAGAAAAUUUCUUAUAUAGUAAUAUAAUAUAUUACGGUAGUAAUAAUAAUAAUAAAAGGAUAACCGUAUAACUCUCCUGUCACAUUAUAAAUCCACAUCUUGCCUAACGUGCCGAUUUUAUGCCAUCCAAAUACACGUCGGAGGAGACGUCUUACUAUCGAGUUCAAUUUAAGUGCACACUCGACGCAUUUGAACGCCAUAAAGGCUGAACGCAAAACAGUUCAACGAUUUAUCCGGUAAUAACAUGGAGAAUGAAAAAAAAAUAUAUAUAAAUAAAGUGGCAAUGUAAUGCCGAAAAUCCUCCUUGCGCAGUGUUUAUGACUUCCGCGGCUCGACGGAUGAUACUUCCGGUGUGUUAAAGCCAAGUCGCCUUGUCAUCAUUUCAGAAACAGGUCGUUCGAUUCGAGCGGAAAGGCAAGGCAAGGGGAUGAAAAUAAAUAUAUUUGAAGGUUCAACGCUAUGUAAUGGCUCCAUUCGAUAUGCGAAUACAUAUAGGAUAUACAUACGAGUUGUACUAUAUUAUAUAGAUCGUAUAUUUUCGUUUUCCAAUUUCAUUCACCAUUCUACACGUCCCAUUAAUAUUGCGACAUCGAUAAAAAAAAAAGGGCCCGUACAAUAAUAAUUAUUAGGUAACAAGUAUACGGUUUCCCGAAGGACAUAUAUAGGUACGGAUAUCUACUCACAAAUAACCAACUCUUUUCACACGUAAAAUAUGGUUUUUAUGGUGAAUUACGUUGGACCCGCCCCCUAUUAGUGAUCGUAAUUUAACCCAAAACAGUUAAAACUUAAGAACGUCCAUGGCAAUUUCAGUGUUUUUUGAAUCCAUUUUUUUUUUUUGUGUGUGUGAAUUGAUUGUAAUUUGCAAAUUAUGUAUUUUUUGAUAAUUUAUGUUAUGUAAAAGUUUAAAUUAUGGUUUCAACUGUGAAAGUGUCUUGUGAAACACAAAAAUACUCAGAAUUUAUAAAAGUCAGAAAUUAUUGUAGUAUAAUAUUUUACUUGAAUUUUACUUACUAUACGAAAAUUAAAAUGCAAUAUAUUAUAAAGAAACAAUUUUUUAACUCAAACAGUAAACUUAUUUAGUAUUACAUUAAAUUUUAAAUGACGUGUUGAUGUGUUUUUGAAUUUUUUAUGUGAAUAUUUACUAUUAGUCUAUUCAUUAAUGUAUAUUUUUGUAUUUAAAACUGUUUUUGGAUACGUCCGCCAGUUUGAUAACUAAAUGUAUGUAUAACAAUUAA
Molecule: messenger RNA, 3371 nt
Organism: Metopolophium dirhodum (rose-grain aphid)
Lineage: Eukaryota; Metazoa; Arthropoda; Insecta; Hemiptera; Aphididae
Exons: 3
Coding region: 285-947 (220 amino acids)
Source: RefSeq, a predicted model, not a curated record